Spirometra erinaceieuropaei is the source of this 36929-nucleotide messenger RNA. NCBI's taxonomy places the organism in Eukaryota, Metazoa, Platyhelminthes, Cestoda, Diphyllobothriidea, Diphyllobothriidae. The record is from the annotation of a GenBank genome assembly.
AUGAGUGACCAGGGCAGUCAUGGCGGAGCUAGUUUCUCCGAAACCACUACCACUCUCCUGCUGAUUAGUCCCAAAUUCGCCCGAGUCUCCACGAAGUCUGUAAGCGCAUGCUUCUUCAUUUGACUGCCGACAAAAAUACUUCUGGAAAUUGGACCUCGAAAGUUUGUCUUUUAUGCAUCUCUACUUGUCCUUACCGACAUAAAUCUUAGCUCAUCAGGUCCUGCGUGUCAUGUUCUGGAGGGCUCAUUCGUCCACCGAGUCCAUUUAAGACGACAGAUCACUGUCAUCUAUUGAAAAGAGCCUUUUCUCAGAUUCGCUACUUGAUCAUGCGUCCUCGGUGGAGUAGAAGCGGUUCUGGAGGAUUCUUGUGAGAGUAUCUGCGGCGGUAUUUUUUCUCAUUUCCCUUUCCUUGGGAAGAGAAGCGAAACAGCAUUGCUGCAGUCUUGUGGACAGACUACCUGCUAGUGUGUGAAGUAUGUUUUUUAGCUUCUCAGAACUACCAUCAAAACGGUUGAUGCAGACUUCAACUGGCUUUAAAGGUUGUUAAUGUCGUUUUGCAUCCUGGUCUCCGUUUUGUUCCAUGAACACUGUUGAUUAGGUAUUUGGACCUCAGAUGGAGUUCCCAGUUUAAAGCAUAGUCCGUGAACUGAAGUAACAGUUUCCUCUGGAAGCACCGAUUUUCACAUGGAACUGACGCACACCGAUGUAUUCUGAUUGCAGUUAGCUGGCGUUGAUGUAUCAGUGAUAGGGAGAAAUUGACCGCUUCAUGCCUCACUAUUUGGGAGGAGUGGAGAGGGGAGCGGUUUAAUGUAAUUUGAAGUCGUUGAGCAACACUUUGGUACUUUUGCCACUAAGUUUUAAGUUGAAUUGGCGAGAACUAACGACUAUAUGAUCAGUGAUAGGAUGUAAUUUUGGGAAAAAGUCUCCAAGCUGGGCGACAUCGUUGUGAUAGACGUGCAGGACGAUAGGAUCUUGUUCCACGUGGACGACCUGGCAUUCGUAUACUGUUGGCAGCAUCUGACCUGUGUUCAGACUUCAACUGGCUUUAAAGGUGGCGCAUAGUCCAUUAGGUUAAGAUCGUUUUGCAUUCCGUACUCUGUUUUGUUCCUUGAACAUGGUUGGUUAGGGUUUUGGAGCUCAAGCUGAUGCUCGCCGCCCGCCCGGACUAUGUCUCUACGUUUGCGCUAUCGGUCUCAACAUUUUAUGCUGCUCUGUUUUAUGCCAUGAACUUCAGUUAUGGUGUCGCCUGACAUCGUUGCCUCUGUGCAUGCCUGCACUUACUUUAUUUCUUAUCUGUUCAUCUUUAUUUAUGCAGGCGUGUGAAAUCGAUGGGGAUAUCUAUAGCCAACAUACCGACCAGACCGAUUUGGCCACAGUAAUCGGUCUUCUGACGGGUGUAGGCAUCCCCUCGGGUAGCAUUGGCGUGCCACCGGAUCGUGCAUUGUCCGCUUUUUGGCCGAAGGCGCCGGAACGUCUUAGAGCCCUCUACCAGUUGCAGCAGCAUCUAUACAGUCUGGUUACAUUUGUGCUGGGAAAGUCGGGCCGUUCACACCUGUUUGUGCCAAAUGAAGGUACCGUACUCCCCUUCCUUCCAUUAACACUGUCAGUAUUGUGAUAUAUUCAACAAAAUUAUAAUUGCGUCACACAGUGAGGCAACACCGCCCAACGGUUAGUUGUAGGAGUGUUUUUAAGUCGGCAGAGGUGGUCGGUAGACGAUGGAAAGUAGGUAGUCAGUAGGAGGUGCGUAGAUGAGGGAAUAUUGGGAUGGCUGCCUCUGGCCUAGUUGCGUUCACCAGCACCCAGCAGCUUUUAUUGUGCUUGCAGUUUCGGCUUGGUAGACCUUCGUCUUCCACUUCCGAAUGCACGACUGUUUCACGCUCAUUUGCACGCGGUGUUGACCACAGUUCUGUCUUUUCACCUGUGGCUUUAGGGGUAGAUGGGAAUGAGGAAAACGCCGUCCACAUACGAAAAGAAGCAUUGACUAGAACUGAAAAUGCCCUAGCUCACAUGCUGGCAUUCACAUAUUCUUCCAUGAAUGAUCUUGGAGUGAUGUAUAAAUGUAAGCGUCGAGUGUAACCUAAAUGCCUUCAAACCCUGUUAUAAGGCGAGUCAACAGGAUGAGAUCGAAGGAGCUUAGAAGACGGAAACAGCAGGAUAUUGCGAGCUCGGCGUUAGAGUCUUCGGACUCUUAUGUAAAGUUAAAAGGCGCAUACAUUUUCCGGUUCUUGGUACCACUUUCAAGGAAACAUCGUGGAAAUAAACUGAAACGAUCGGAUCGCUGGUGAAGCGGUUAGCUCUGUCUUUCAUCAAAGCCUUUCUAGUCACGGCUCACCGGUCCAGUGUAGAUGAAUGCAUUCAGCAACCUUCCUCUGGUUUGUGUGGUGUUGAGACCCUUGUUCGCCGUAGAAAUUACUCAUGCGAGUGAAGUGUCGCACCCGAGUUUCUCUUGCUCUCGCCCUCUUCAUCUCUCGUCCUUCUUUGAACUCGACAGUUCAGACGAAUUAAGCUUCUGUUGAGACAAACGAGUCACGUUUCAUCUAAUGGUUGCCGUGGUCCUUCUACGAUAAUUUCCUAAUUCCGACUAUGCUACUAACCUUUCACAGGUUAAAUUUCCUCUUCAGUUUUUUUCAACUUCAAGUCACCAGAAAAAGACGUUUGAUUAUCUUUAAAGUUUUUAAGUGCAUUUUUCAGAAUUAGUGUAUGCAGCUUUUGUGCUCAACGUGGUUAUGUUUUCAAAGGGAAUGUUGCCACUACGCAAUCUGAAUUCGCAUAAUUGCCUAUUCUGCCGUCCCUCCUGUAGAUAAUUGACCUGGAAGACCUCAUUGGCCUUAUGCUGUUUAAUCAGCUGAAUCCAUUUCACAUUUUAUACUACCGGUAUCCCUUUUAUAGGGGCCUAGUUGCCCCUAUGUGAGCUAGUGUCGGCGAUUGUAUUUGCCACUCACUGUUAUUGAUUAUGAGUGUGCAUGACGCCCUUUUGCUUCUUCUUAUCAUUUAGUCACGGAUCUACAGCAAGUAAAGAACGACAUCACGAAACUUCUGCAACUCUGCCCGAGACCGUCUUCCAACUCGUCGAAUGCAUGCCGCCGCCUGGACUCCCAAACGGAUAACAUCUCCCGCAGACUCUUGUCACUCAUGCAUCGCUUCCAGAAGCGCAUUCUUUUAAGCGCCGCAGAGUCCAAUCUGCUGACCGUAGGAAUUUCAAUAAUGUUCAUGUGGGUGGUAAGUGACCAGUCCCCUCUGCGUCGUGUUGUUUUGUCUGCUUUUCCGACUACGCAUAUGUUUAUUUUUGGUUGACUGCCACUUACAUUCAUUGGUGCAGCCAAUGAAGCUCUGCCUGUUUAGACUACUUUUAUGUGGCCGCGCACAGCUGUUCCUAAGUCUGUGCUACGAACUCCAUUCCAACGUUUGCCGUCUUCUUUGUCCUAUACUUGUUAGGGCGGGUUCGGUCCACCCAAACUGUGUUGACCUUGUGGAGGGCAGAGUAGAGUACCUAUUGUGGAGAGUGAUCUGGAUGCAACCUGGGUUUGCAUCGCGCAGUCCAGAGAAAAACUGCUGGUGCCUGCGCACAAACGCAGCAGCAUUAGCAGUGGCCGGGUCCAGUUCAGUUUAAUUCAGUUUAUUAAGGGAAAGGUAGGCGAACGUCUUUCUACUCCUUAUUGGUUACAAUAACGUCACAAAAAAAGAAACAAAACGAGCCUGCUUAGUACGCCUAGAGGGCCAAGCGAAGGUGGUUGCAUGCGACACCGCUCGAGCGACCAUGGGCACUGUAUGCCAUGAUUCACCCUUGGAGUGUUUGUAAUGGCGUUUCACCAAGCGGGUCAAGCGGCGCUACUAGUCGUGACAUCGACAGGUCUCGUCGCGCUUGACGGUAGAACUAUGGGGCCACCCGUUUUGAUGCGCUAUGCAAGUUGGUUAACUGACUUCCUCUCUGGUACCCCGUAACACAGGAGGUAACUGAAUGGACGGUUGCUUGAGUCACGUGCCCUGGCAUUUAGUAUCUAGUCGACUUUGAUGAUGAUGAUGAUGAUGAUGAUGAUGAUAAUGACCUAGGGAUAAAAGUUGUACUCUUUGCCUUCUCGCUUGUUUUUUUUGUAGCGAGCAACGUGUAAACCUGUUUGCCCGAGUAAACACUUCGUAGUGACAUCGCUGUGACACUAUGAGCGCUCGUAGCAUAACCCAUGCGUCCUUUCUCCAAAUGCUCCCACAUUGCCAUGCCUUUUUACGGAGACUUCAGUAUUUUGUGUAAUGAUAUAGUUCCGUUACGAGUUUCGCCAGAAAUCGGUGAGAAAGUACGCAUUCGUGGGAAGCCUUCCGAUAGCGACGGGGAAGAGGGAUUUGCUGUCCCGGAGUUUUCCAUCUCGUCGGGUCGUCGCUGCUCAGAGUUAAGGGUCUUGCAGCCACAAAGGUAGCCGCACGAGUGGGGGGUAAGACAGUGAAAGAAGAAAUAGAAUUGUAGAUGUUGAUUCAUGAAUUGAUCAGCAGUUACGUCAAUCUUUGCUCGUGUAGGAAGCCAUACAUGGCUAAGCAGAGGAGGCGGUUGCCACCAGAGUCAACUGAGGUAUUAGCAGGAUCAUAGAGCACGUUCGAUUUGCCAGAUUCAAUGAUUAGACCUCAUAUCUGCUUGCUCACUUCAUGGAAAUGGUGAAUGCCCGAAUCAGUAGACCCCGUCUACAGGUGCUCAACUCUUCAUCAUGAAUAGUAUUAGACGCGAUUGGACGAUUCCCGAUGGCCUUCUCUACCAAUGGACUGAUUAACUGAAGGUGCUAAUGUUAAAGACCUGCAACCGGAUCCAGUCCUCGCUAAGUGAACUAAGCCGCGCUGCUCACGGAAAUCCUUCACACUACGCCUCUGGAGGCGGGAUGAGUGUCAGCAUGGGCCAUACGCUAGGGCCAUUUUGAAUGAGCACGGGCAUCUCCUCAUACUUUCUUAUCUUAACAUGUUAUGCCUCGUAGCGUGAAUCGUGCAACAUGCGUGGGCACUCUCAGCUAUAAGUUCAAAUGGAUUUUAUUUGGCUUCUAGAUCGCCCUGAGCCUCUGCCUUCCUGCAAUCAUUGAAAUAUUUUGCAAAAAGGAUAUGGUCCGAUUCGAGGUUAGUCUUUUUGAUUUUCACUUUUAUGCUUUCGUGUGUAUCCCUAUAGGAGUUUUUUUCUGCUACCUUUCACAGGGGUUUUCUUAGUGAAGUAUACUGUAUAGACACCGCAGGGGUGCAGGCAUGUCCAGAUGUGUGUCCACGUGAAGGUCGCUCACUUGUCUGCAGGUCUUGACUACGCCUAGCCUUCAUUAACUAGUACGCAACUCUCACAUGUGACUCUUCGAAGCCAGACUCUGCCUAGUGUGAACCAGGUGAGGAUAUCCGUGUGUAUUUUCCCGCACACGGUUACUCAGCUCCUCCCCUUCUACCUUCUCCUCACCCCCCUCCUCCUUUUCUUCCCCUUCUUCCACCCACUUCCCCUUCCACCCCUUCUGCACUCCUCUUCACCCGCCCCCCUCCCUUUCGUCUUUGCCUACUCUUUACUCUACUCUCCUUUCCCACGACCGAAAUGUCCCACGGUGAAGGCGGCGUGCAACCACGUGGGCGGCCCAGGCCAAUCAGGUCGUUCUCCCAUUAAACCAAUUCGUGGCCCAUAGUGCAGUUCGGCAGCUGUCUGGGACGACUAAGCAGCCCUAUUUUGGGAGAGCACUGUUUGCCCCGCGAGGAGGAGGAGGAGGAGGCUGUAAAAGGCGUACUAGACAAAUGCUGGUUUCACGACAUCUGCGCAUAGACCGUGGCUCGCAGACUGAAAUACCUGUAGUCAAAACCAACAAACAAAAAACAGUACUCUCUCUCUCUCUUCCCCCCCCCCCUCGUCUCCGCCCCACCCCACAGGCUUCCAAAGGUGGGUCCGCCCACUCUGGCAGCCUGGAAUGUUCGUCCCCUCUCAGGCAAUCCGAGGAGCAGCCGACUAGAGCGGCGGACGGCGGUAGUUGCUCUGGAACUGGCGAGCUAUAAGAUGGCCAUGGCUGCAAUCAGCGAAACCCGUUUCUCCUCACCAGGCCAACUGGAGGGUGUGGGCGCUGGCUUCACCUUCUGGAGCGACCGUCCCAGGACAGAGCGAAGAGAUGCGGGCGUCGCCUAUGCCAUCUUAGCCCAGUCCUCAUCCUGCCGCCCAACGCAACCAUAAUCGGCAGCUCCACGACCAUCACGGAAACUGGCUCUGACUCCGCCGACUUUUCCUGUCCACACUGUCUGCGUACAUUCACCCCAAACAUCGGCCUGGUCGGUCACUUGUAAAUCCACCACACAGAGCCUGGCGAACCAGUGCCUGGAGUACCAACCCAUGGUCGCCGCAUCCGCCUCGACUGCCCUCACAGUCCUGUACAUUUGGUCACCUCAUGGGCCUAUUAAGCCGCAGUCGCAUUCAUGAAAACCUGCGGUAGAUAACCGCCGGCUACACCACACCUUUACAACUUUCCCCACCUGCAUCUGCACCACACAACGCAAGGACUCGAUUGCCACCUCCCACGCAAGUGAGAGGUGUGUUUCUCGGUCCCGUCUCCAUGCGGCUCUUCUGUUGCAUGUGUGAUAUAAGCCUGAGACUAUCGCGGUGCGCCAAGCUGGGUGGCUUGGACGGUUGCCGACUGACGCUUCAACUCAGUCCACACAGUCAGCCCAGUUGUGUGUGUUAGUGUGGAGUGGCGGACUGGUGGACCGAGAAUCAGGCUGUCACGGCUCCUUCGCAAACUGACCUCUAGCACUUUCACGCAUGUAAGGAGUGUGUGUACUUUAUGGGUGGUGCCUCUCAGUCGAUGACUGUAUGGUUAUACAGGUGUUGGUCGAGGCUCAGUUCAAGGAUGUGUGUCCGUCUCAGCCGUCGCCGGGAAGUGCUAAAGCAGAGGCGGCAGUGAUCUUCCAAAAUCAGAGAAGCAUUUGAGUCAGCAUGACAAAUUGGUCAAGAGUCUUAAAAAUCUACGAAAUGCCCGCAUCUCACGAGGUAGACGUCAAACCACGCCGACCACCGCAUGAUCUCCAGUCGACUUGGCUCAGGCUUGCCUCUGGGACAUGAGGAAGGGAAGGCCUGUGCGUCCUCUGGUUCCAUAAUUAUAAAGAGUUCGACGUGCUUUUAAAUUGUGACCGGUUGUACCGAUCCUUCUUCAGACAGAGUAAGACUGCAGUAUCUUCUUAUUGUGGCGUUUUACUCAGAUAAGCUCCGAAUAGGAUGAUGUCUGGUCGGCGUAUGCGUGUUUGUGCCGGCAAAUGUGUGACACACCAAGUUAGUCUCGCCAGUCUCCGCACAGGCAGUCGUUUUCAGUUGUCAUCUUGCCAGCAGAAGAGUGUGUAAGGCGCGACAGCGAAAUAGUUGUUGCAGUAAGCUCGGCUCCUGUGCGAGUCAUCACCGCACCCCCGAGACUGGUGGUCUUUGUCGCUUUCGACGAAGGAACUAGGGUAUCGUUAUUUGUUUGUCCGAUUUUCCUCGCUGCCGUUUGCGAGAACUCAUGGCUUUGAAUCGCAGCUCCAAAGCAGAACAGAUUCGUUCACACUCUGUCAUGCAAUCAGGUGAAAUGAGAGAACCCCACUGGCGUGUGACUUUGUUCUGACAACACGGGCGACGCUGUUCUGUCUGUUGAAGACGGUGCAGAGAAGGGCAAAAAGACAGGUGGCCAGACAAUGAUGCGGUUGUAGGGGAGUGUAGGCUCUACGGAUGGGUUUGAAUAUCUAUCGGGAAGCAACCUUGGCACAUAUUGACCUUUCUCUGAGCUGGUAUCAGUCCCGCAUAAUCUAUCUUGUCGUGGCCGGCCCACAUGCUUGGUGCCUGAUUAAACCCUACUUUGUUCCUCCACAUCCCUCCGUCGGACCCGCGACAGACGGUGACCCCAUUGCACAACUGGCUAAGCGCACCUCUUUGUGCUUGAAUUUUCAUUCACUUGUUGCUAUUUCUAUUUGAUUACAUCAGAGGGCUCGGGAUCAGAUCUAUGCCUCAAUGGUGAAGCUGCUAGCCGUCUUCACUCUCUCUGUUCUCGGACUGCAUAUGACGAGUCUAUUUUCAAGCAGUAUGGUCGAGGAGGAGCACCAGACGUGGUACUUCUUCGGUACGAGCGUCCUCUCCCUCGUCAUUAUUGUGAUGACCGUUGCCGACCACUCGAGCGACAGAUUGCGUGUUCGUGGCACACGUAUCCUUUCGAUUGCGGUCAUCCUGGGAAUUGAUCGUUUCCUUCUGCGUUAUCUCAACAAGACGGGUGACAAGUGGAUUCACCUGCCUGAUUUGACAGACUGGCUGUGAGUCCUUUCACUCCAUUGUCCCUUCCUUUACGUAUGACAUCACCGUUAGUUGUAUUAAACAAUUGCUUUUUGUUUAGGUUGCCCAUCAUACACUAGCUGUGAGCCGGAAAUUGCGUUACUGCGCUGCGUUAUCACAUUCCUGGCUCAUUCAAUCGACCAUUUGACUUUGAGAGGUUUGCUGAGCUCAGCAUCUCUUCACUGCUUUGAGCCUUAUUGCUGCACACGCUUUUGAUUACUCAUGUCGAUGUCGGUCAACCAUUCGCCUGCGUUCACGAAUGUGUGUGUGUUAAUCUCCGUCUUCGGAAAUUAGUCAACGGUUGCACGGGAAAUGGCAUAUUUUAAACUUAAACUGCAGAUCAGCAUUUUUCGCGCAUUGUUUCCAGAACCUCCGGCCCUUUUUGCUGGUUAUGGUCUCUUACAGUAGUUUGAGAUGUGGUCGCUGAAGCAAGAACUUUGUUUAACUGACGUCUCUAGCUGCAUUCGAUGUGAUGCAUGCUUGACCGCUUGCAUGCAAAUCGUUUAUCUUCGCAGACUUGUCUCCAACUUUGAUUUUCAGCGUGAUAAUUGCCCAGCCUGCCUUGUUUACUUUGCGAGGUAAUUAAUGCGCGAAUCCUUCCAAACAGACCUUUUCAGGCUCGAUCCGAAAUUUGAAAGUAUGAUACUAGUUGUAUACUACUGGCUGCCUGUUGGCAGCGUGAGUAUUGCGCGGUUAUUCAAGCUGGUGUAUUUCAGCCCAAAUAUUCACAUCAACCUUCGAACCUAACCUUAGAAGCUCUGCUCCGAGGGAUUUACUCCAAGUUUGCGCAUUAAUUUCCUCUGAAAUUAAACAAUACAGGAUGAAAACACGCGAGGGCGCUGGAAGACCCACUGAUGAAAUGAACCAUUCACAGCCGCGUCAGGCAGCGGCAUAGGGUCGGCGAACCACGCGUAUCUGAGCUUUUAGAUAGUAACUUUGAUGUCCGUAGGGUCAAUAAUCAUGUAAUUACUUAAUUAUUUGUCCCGUCCUAACCAAGGCCCUAGUUCAGUGAGAUUGUCAUUCCCCUUCAACCACAGCUUUGAUCUGUAGCAACAAGAUGUUGUGCUAUGAGAAUCAGCAAUCCUUCAGCCACCCCUUCAGUUGGCCCGCGAACGUAGAUUCUCGUUCACACACAAUCCCAAUCACUCUGAUGAAGAUAGCAGUCCUCUAGUAUGCUAGAGGAACUACCCCAUGAUCUGGCGCCUUAGGGUUGCCUCCGGUCGGUGUGCUAUCCCAAUUUCGUCUUCUCACACCCCUUGGAAUUGGGAUGGCACACAGACCGGAGGAAACCAUAAGACGCCAGAUCGUGAGGCCGAACGACCCAUUGCUACGGCAAGAAACAUCUGGAGUCGUUUGCCGUGUCUGGUGCAGCUGUGGGCAAAGCAACUAUGUCUGAAUAACCGGCAGACUACUGCGGACGCGUAUGACCGAGCACGCAGCAGCGGUGAGGAGGGAAGACGCCAGCUCCCAAGUCGCGGCUCACUCUACGGGACUUAAUCACACAUUGAAGUUUGAAUUAGCAGAAAUUCUUGCUAGAGGUGACAACCGCGUGAGCCGCGAACUGCUCGAGUCAUAUUUUUCCGAUCCUCAGUCAAUCAACAAGCGCAAUGACCUCCCCGCUCUAUAUUCAGCGCGGAGACAUUGUCUAGGCAAAGUAAUUAGCCUCGAGGACAGCCCGCGGAUGACCACCAUUCCUGGUGUCGAUAUCGGCGAGCCAAAUUGCCCAAGAACCCACACUCGACUGCGUGCAAUGAGCGUAGGAAUCGAUAAUCUUGACCGGCACACAAGGGCAUAACAACAACACGGCAACUGCAUGCUUCAACACCUGGAUAGGCGAGUCGUGAUGCACUCGAGAGCUGUCAACUGCAGUAGGCAUGUAGCGGCCUAGCAACUACGUCCUAUAAAUACUGCAAUACCUGGGAAAUUUGCAACCCUUAUCUGACUCUGUCUUUGAUGAUGGAUUCGAGUGAGAAUCCGAAACGUCAGGUUAAUAAAGCUCUUGUUCCAGCGACCGUGUCUCCUUCGAGACUACUUCCUGAAGCUCGCCUCUUCGCUUCUAUUAGCGAAACGUACUCUUUGGCAUAGCUGGUUUGAAAUUAUCCUCUAUGUCAGUCCUUGUGGUAUCCACCAAUUUGGAUAAAAACUGCCAAUUAGAUCCUUUCACACCCUUGCAUUCAACAAGGAUUUUUUCCUUAUCCCCUAGUUCAACCUCUAGUCUGUCACUUGUCUGUUACGUCCUGUUGCCCUUUAGGAAUGGACACCAAAUGAUUCUCUGGGUGUCUGAGGUCUUUGCUUGGCUGAUCCUGGUCCUUUGUGUGCGUCUGGUUCUUUGCCAUCCAGCGCCGCGGUUCCGGUCGUAUCACAUGCGUUCCGUCGGCAGCCUCCUUCUUGUCGCACUUAGCCAGUUGGCCUACCGGUAUGCGAGUUCAUUCCCCUCCGGUGGCAAGUCUCACCCGUUCGGGUAAGUCCUUUCGUGACUCUCCACCUCUUUUAGAUGCUACUUUGUCUUUUUAGUCCUCCUCCUCCCCUCUUUCCCUCCUACUCCAUUCCGCCCUCCUUCUUCCCUCUUUCUUCCUUCUCCCCUCAUUCUCCCCUCCUCUUCCUUCUUCGCCCAUUCUCUCUCCUAUCUUUUUCCUUCUUCAACCCUCCCCAUCAUCAUCCUCCACAUCAUCAUCACGGUCAUCAUGCUAAAAUUUAUCUCGUCCAUUCCCAUUAACCCUUCUUUGUUCCAUAUGAUGCUCAUAAGUUUUCAGCGCAAAUGACUUAACCGGUCUCCAGACUGUGUGUUUUUUUAUAGCCUAUACAGUCCAUUGGGCUUUUUUCAGGUCGUAGCGUGUCCUUUCGCCUUUUGCAUCAUCCAUCGUGGGCUCCGAUGUUAGUCAGGAUGUGAAUCUUCCAUCACCAACGUAACUCGAGUGUCUGCCAAAUGGCUUGUACGAAAGGGCAGUCGAAGAGCAUUUGCUGUUUUAAAAUGUGUCGGACUUAACACUAAUUUCUUGGAGCCGUAGUGGGUCUCGUCCAAAGAGAGCGUGUUGUGUUCGGAAAACUCCUCUGCUGGCUGGAGCAUUUUAAGUUGAUAGUCUAACAGCACCAUGGAGUGAUGGCACGCGUCACGGACAAUGGUGCCGCCUCAGAAUCAUUCGCGGUGGAACAGGCCUGUAUCUUCGCUCUAACCCUCUUUAAUUUCAUGGCGUCCGCCACACUGAUGGACGUAUAUUGUGAAGGAUGGCCAGGAAUCCACAUCGCUUCCCGAAAUGACGGGCAGUUGCUCAAAACCCAUUUCAUUAAGACAACCACACGAGCCUCCACGACCAGUGUCCGUGGAAUUUUGUUUGCGAAUGAUUGUGCGCUCAUCAUUUAGUCUGGGAUCGUCGUAGAAUCUUCACCAACGCGAAAUUCCGGAUGUAGACGGCUGCUUUAAAAGCUCGGCCAGACGCCUUGGAGACCACAUAAAUGGGGAAAUCUAGAAAAAAACAGGAAACCCAGAACUAGAGUGGCACAAACCAACUCCACCAGCUUCAAACCUCUGUCCGAAGAUCCCCAUUUCCAAUGUCCGUCUGGUAUCUGCGUUAACCUUCGGAUAAAAUGCAGUUUUUUAAUCCCACUCAACAGAACGUUGUCAUUGCGGGAGGUCUCCCGCUUGUCCUUGCUCUAGCAUCACAUUUCAUUUCCGGCUGGCCUCUUUUCGAGCGCCAUUCCCGAUGAGAUUUGGGACACCGCCCGGACACAGAGAGCCACCACUAUCCCUGUCGACGGAGCUUUCUUGUCUCUACAUACCGGCUUGUCGGGCACCUGCUAAUCCACUGCAGCACGACAGAAGGACGCCUGCCUGUGGCCUCAGCCAACACUCGUAACGCUUGCCUUCCUUGCCCACACUGUACCCGCACACGCAGUCAUGGCCGGACCCAAACUGACCACUCUGCUCUGCUCUUGCCUCUAGUGUGUUCCCUUUCUGGUUGGUUUGUUUGUUGCUCCCUCUCCCCAACUGCAUGUGCCCCCUCUCGAUCCUUUUGCAGCUGGGCGUCAGCGGUGUGGCCGGCCCGCAUAGCCUAUGUAUGCAUCAUUCUCGACCUGGUUACCUCUCUGCAGAUGACUGCUGCACUGGUACGCUGGUCUAAUGCCCUCUCCGCUGACGCCGACCACUCGCACGAGUCUCCGGUUCUCACAUCAGGCGGUAACCCGUCCGUUAGUCCGGUGCACGCGUUUGGCCUGUUCGCCAUGCUUCUAGGUCGUCCCUCGGCCACCCUCCUAUGGGCUGGUGUUCUUUUGAAGGAGACACUACUAACGCGUGCUUUCCACAGCGAACUGGUGGCCUCCUCUCGCUGCUCAACUCAUUCGCCGACAAAGAUGAAGUACUUCAUUGUCAUGCUGUACUGGAUCCAGGGUUGGACGACGUUCUUCCAGGCCGUAAGUUCCGAAAAUGCUUUUCUUGUCCCAUGACUACUCAAAUAUUAGAGCCCAGUUAUUUGAUGAAGCAAUGAAGGUGGCAACAAGUCGACCGCUUGGAGCACCGACAAAGUAGCUUUGCUGGCUGUUGACCGCGCGUCUGUCUGGAAGUGCCGUCGCACUACCUUGGAGGAAACUCAGCACGUCUGAUAGGCGAACGCCGGAUAGAUGUGUUGCUUCGCGAUUCAACACGUAACUUCACAGUCACAAACCAGUGAUGCUGUCAUAAUUUAAUGUCCUGUCCGACAGGUUCCUGGGUGUUGCUCCCCGACUCGGCGUUUAAACUCACCGAUGGCUCUCAGAUAUCGCAGUAAUACUAAUCUCUUUCAGGCUCUGGCUAAAGUUGACUUAGCCCUUUUGUUUUGCUUACUUACUUCUGCGGUGAUGGCAGUUUGCUGACUGUGAUGGGCCAGUGAUACAGCCUCGAGGAAGACCGCCUAAUCGUCUGUUUAGUGCAUAGGCGAAUCAUCUUAAGCGGCUGCUUGUCGCGUUUCCAACCGAUUGUGUACCUGUUUUUUGACAGAACUCCAUGACUGAGACAUUCGAAAAGGUGCCGCCUCAACAUUAAAUGACCCCUAGCCAAUUACUCUUUUGGCCUUCGCUAACUUUCAUACUUUGAGAAGAGUCUUGGUAGUUGUUGCGUCGUCGUCAACCAAAAUGACCUCUGCCUUCUCCGAUUGACAGGGCAAUUCCAAUAAAUUCAAUACGAUCGACCUGGCUGCUGGCUACGUAGGACUCUCCGGCCACUCCAAUAUCUUCUUCCUUCUCCUCACGGUGUCUCACACGUUUGCCGGGCCGAUAUUCUGGCAGCUUUCUCUUUUCUAUCGUUUCUUUGCAAGCCGAUGUUGCCAAACCCGAUGGUCGGAGCAGGAGGUGCAUAAUCGCCUCAAGGGCCGCUUCGGUUCCCUCAGCUUGGGCCUUCUUACGGCGACUACCACGGUAUCGGCCACCGUCUGCCUCAUCCUCCACAACCAUCUCUUCAUCUGGAGUGUCUUUGCGCCGAAGCUGUUUUACAUGGCUGUGCUCAAUAUCGUCUUCAUUCCCCUUCUAAUUUUAGUCGAUGUUUUUUGAGUGGGUUUUUGCCUUGAAAAUGUACACUUUAACGCCUCAGCGCGUUUCUUUUGCCAGGUUUGUUCCUACUUUAUUUUGUAUGCCUGUUUCUUCCACUCACAAACGCCCACGGGUCUCCUUCAUACGGUUCUUUUGUGGAUAUUUUGUUUUUUUUUAUAAUAAUUAGGUAACGUUUUCGACUCCUGUUUUCCCGCUGUCGUCCGUUGCAUCGCGCACGUAUGUGUCAAUGUUUCGCUAAUGUGAACGGGACUUGUAAAAUUCUAUGGAUAUUUGAGCUGAACUCGAUGGUCAUGUCCAGCCUACGUUGUGUGUUCCCAGCUUCUGCUGUUAUCUCCGAGCAUAAUCGCGUUCUGUUUCACACCAGUCCUAAAGAGGACACAAAGCUCUAAGCUGGUGUCCGGAAAAAAAAGAACAAGGCCACGUAGCAACCAGAAUGACUGUUGUUUGGCUUGAAAUUUCAGUCUCUUUCAAGCUCUGAAUAUUAGCCUGUGUAAAACUUGCCGUUUUCAAUUUAACCAGUAUUUAGUUAGGUGUUCGUGUGCGUAGGACAUCUGUUAAGGUUUCUCCAUGAUACAUGCGUCUUUGGUUUUAGUCAAAAGCGUAGUAGGGAACAGAGCUUGAUGAUCUUUCUUAUAUGCUGCAGAACUUGUAAACUUGCAUCAAUUGUCGCGCUUUUUAUUUUUAUGCUACCAGGUAAUCCCCUUCACGAUAAAUACGGAUGACUUUUUCAGAUCUCGAGCUAUUUGCCUUUUUGUUGACAAGUUUUGGCUGGGGCUGCGGAUGACAUUGAAUCACCUUGCGGAUAGUUUUGGGUCAUACGCCUCCCCCCUAAUCCAUGCUUCUAUUUAAUCCCACCCAUGCUAUUUGGGUAGGCUUACUUUAACACCUUUCCCUUCGCCAUUUUCACGUCACGCCUCCCUCAAAUACAACCAUUAGCGUUAACGCCCGGCUUACUAUUAGUCGUUAGGGUAAGAGAUUAAGGCCAGGAUCAGGAAGUAGUCAAAAUUAGAAAUUAGGGAUAAGGUCGGGCUUUAGAAGUAGAGCUGGGGAUUAGGCUGCCGACGUUGUCAACUGCUGUUAUACCUUCAGUUUCGGCCAUCUUGGAGAUCAGCUCUGGCGACACUUCACGCUUCCUCCCUUAGUGUGAAUGACCGUGGGCUGUGGUCAGUUGGCCUAGAACGCUUGACAAAUGCCCUCGGUUUUCGUCCUUUCACUUGUUUACAGUCAAUUUCAGGUACUUCGGAUUGUUCCCGCGUGUUUUUUGCGCCUGACUGGUGCAUUCAAACAGGCUAGUCCCUCCCGGGAUACGCAUGGCCUUCGUUGCUAUCUUGGCGCGGUGGGACGAAGGUUUGAGAACGGACAUCAUCCUCUCGCCUAGGUCCGUUAACUCGUUUACUAUCUCGAGCUAAUGACCUCCGAUGAAAUACUAGUGUCCAAAUCGCACCAUCAUUCUGUAAAUAGAUCGCAGUCGGAUUACCCGACAUCUGUUGUAAUUGAGUUUAGGGGCCCAAUCCCCACACCACUGUUGCAGCCGAUCCAAGUUAUUUUGCAAGUUCAUCCUCCGGCGUCUCCAUGGAAAUAUAUAUCUUCAGGUGUCAGUGGACAUUACUUUCUCACAGGUCAGGCCACCAAGGCAGUUGUUUACAUAUAUCGAAAGAGAAUAGGACCCAAAACGUUCCGUGUGGAACACCGCCGUGAAAGAUUUCCCAGUCCGAUUUGGCUUUGCCAAUAUAAACACAUUGACGUCUAAUUUCGUGAUAGUCGGCCGACCACUCGAAUAGUCUGUCAGUCACCCAUUUGACGCAGAUUAGAUAUUAGCUGUCAAAGGCUUCACCGAAAUCAGAGUAAUCUGCGUCUACCGACAUAUUCAUUUCCGAAGAUUUUGUCCAACUUACCAUGGAUGUCAACAAAUUAGGCGGACGGGAUCGACCGCCUUCAGAUCCAUGUUGAUGCGCACUGCGGAAGUUAGCCCCCAGGAGUUCUCAACAAAUUUUUUGUGAACCUCCUUUUUCCUGGGGCUCUUCGGUGCGGUUCUGUCUUCCCCUUCAUACAUGGGGCUUACAUUGGCUAGAUCCCAGUCAGUAAGCAAAACUACACCUCCAUCAAACUUUCGAAGGUUUUGGAGAGCGGAAAUGCCAGCUGCUCGGUACCUUUGUGGAUAUGCCAUCCAGACCAGGCGAUUUAGUCGGCUGUAGCUGUCUCAAAGUUUUCCUUGCUGCGUCUGCCGUGAGGGUCAUCGUGCGAUUUAUCAUUGCGUAAAGUGGUUACUUUUAGUAAGCAUACGGUUACAACCACGAGGUUUGGGUAAACGACCUAUAUGUGCCUUCGCAGAACAUGCGUCCGGUGCAGCAAUGCGUUAAUAGAAUCUUUGUUAUGUCAUCCGAUUUUGGCUUUCUGGCCGGCCAAGAAUGACUGAGUCCGCUGCCUGGCAUCGAUCUUCAAUAUGGAUUAGGCGAAGAUGUCGCUGGCGAGACAGUGAAUACUCCGGAGGCCAGGAUUAUUAAAAUUGUGCAACUCAGUGUAGUCCUCUCGUCCCAUCUCGUCUGAUAACAUAUGUCAGGAGAAACCGCGCGACAUGACACAUAAUUGUACCUGAGCUGACGAACAGAUGAAUUGUUUUUACCUGAGGACUAGCGCGUGCAUUUUGUCAAAUAAUACCAGACUGAUUCUGCAUUUCGGCGUUGUGAUGCACAUACAUGUAAGGAUGAAAAGUGACAUUCAUGUGUGGCCGAAAAAUACACUCAGAUGCCUGAUUAAACACGCCUUUGGGACAGCCGAUGAUUGCAAAUUGUGGAAAUUAGUCUGAUAUUCGGGGGAUGCGCCACAAUUACAGAAUUACUUGGAUCUUUUGCACCAAUGGUGUGAUGAGUUUUUCCUUAGCCUUAGCUUAAACAAAUGCCCUGUUAUUCGAUUGCAGUCUAGCAACCAGAGAGUGGUUAGUUCUGAGUAUCUGUAUUUUACGGUCGUCACCGGCUCCAAUCAGUCAACGAGUUAAGAGACCUCCACGUGUGGAUGACAUCCAUUCUCAAACCAUCACUUAACUGCGCUAAGUUACCGAGGACGGCCAAGCGUAUCUUAGGAGUGAUCAAGAGCUUCUUCCAGUGUUUUUACGAAGAGCUUUUCGGUCAGGUGUUUGGAACAUUUGUUUGGACAAUGAUAGAAUAUUGCGUUCGAACGUGGAGUCCUUGAAUAAGAAAGACAAAACAUUUAGGGAAACGUUCAGCGAAGAGCAACCAAACUGGUACGCAAACUAACAUGAGGAUGUGACGAUGGCCCUUAGGAUCGUCAGAGGACUAGACCGUGUUCUUCCGUUCGGCAAAUUUCCUGAACGGAUAUGGAGGUUCGCUUAUGGAGGCCACCAACAUAAAUUGAAUGCAUACUAUUUUAACCGCAAAGUGUGGCCCAAAUUCCUCUCUCACAGGUUGGCUGAAGGAUGAAACAAAAUGCCGAACUCAUUAGUCCUGUCGGAAAACGUCGAGACCUUUAAAAGAACACUUGAGAAACGUAGGCUUGAUGAUCGUACAUUUUCUGCGAAUAUUACCAUGUUACAUUUCAAUAUAUAUAAGGGAGAUAGGCAUGGACUUUGAAAACCCUAUUUACAGACACAGACUGAAAGGAAGGAAUACGCUUAAGCAGAUAUACGGGGACAUGUUAUCAUUUGUUAUCAAGUAAAUACAUUUCCAUCAUAUAAAAUGCCAUCAAGUGCUCGUUUACAUGUCUUUACGCUUUCCGUUAGAACAACCGAAUCAGGUAGUUUCUUCCAAUUCUCAAUCACCCGAUGGGAGAAGUAAGUCGCCGCACUUCAAGCGUAGCGUACAUCGUCUUCACUUUAUAUUAGUAACCUCGGAGAUUUGUCGUUUGUGCCAGUUCAAAAAAUCGGUCAAUUCGAUUGCACGAUCUACUCUGACGAGUUUGAAGUCCAUGAUCACCUCCCCUCUGUAUUGCCUAUACUAGAGAGGGAAAAGUUUGAACUUUUCCAGCCGUUUUUCAUAAGGUAAGCUCUUCAGCCCACCGACUAUUUUAGUCGCACUUUGUUACACCUUCUCCAAGAGAGUGCUACCUUGCCUCACCCAGGGCAUCAUGCCUGAAUGCCAUAUUCCAAAAUCGGCCGGAUAAAAGUUCCAAACAUUCGACCGAAAAGCUCAUCGUCGAAGUUAAGGGAGGAUCUCGUGAUCGCUUCCGGGUGCUCAUAGCUUUCUUUGCUAUCUUACCACCGUCUCACGGACUCUGAGGCAUUACUGGACCUAGUCAACUUCAGUCCUGGCCUUGCCAGAGACCACUGUCCCUUGAGAUGACAACUCAGGGUUUUGUAUAUAAUAACCCCCUUAUUCUGGUUACUCCUGUCUUUUCUUACAAUUCAGGAUUUGGUCUAAUGAUUUUGGUGCAUUGAGCACACUUCCACCGAUAAGUCACUACAGCGGUCUGUGUAGACGCAUAAAUGUCUGUCUCCAACACUGACACAAAAAUGUUUGAUGGAGACAUAGUAAGCAAGGAGAUCUUUAGCAUAAGUGUUUUAUCGAGUUUUCAGGGCUGCCGACUGGGCAGAAAAGAAGGUCAGGCGUUUUAUGUCUGUUAGGAAUUUUCACUGAUGGACUGUAAAUACGGCACCAUUGGAAGGCUCGGCAACAAAAGAGAACGAGACCUUAGUCAGAGGAUGAGAUUGGACUGUUUUGCCCGUAAACGUCUCCUCGACACGUUAGAGACCGUCCACGAAUAUCUCACGAAAAGAAAACAUGCGGCUGUUGCCGCGUAAGAGAUUAAUGUUGGGUCACAUCAACCGAGCGCAGUGACAACAUCUAUUAUACGGUGCACUUGUAGGAAACAAACAAGAGUUGGGUCACACAAAUAGCUGCAACGUAGGCAUAGAUGUGGCCAUAAUUAAGAGCAUAUGUGCACUGUCCUACGAAAAAGGGUGAAAAAUAACCCAAACCUCAUUUGAGAUAUUGAUGAAAACGCGACAUUUUAUGGACAGACGAAAAAUGAGAUGUGUGUGUUAGAGCGUUCCAUAAACGCUGGAAAUUGCAGUCGAAGACCAUGGCAUAAACAAGUAUGGAUGACCGUUUUAACGAAUCAUCAGUUGUUUGGACAGAGACACAAGGGCAGACUCAGGGCGCACAGUUCACUUUUUAAAGAUAAGUAAAUCUUUGACCUUACUUCGAUAUCCCUGGGCAAGCAAUGCGUAGUUCGAUUUAGUUCCUCUUAAAAGUUCUUUUUUACCACCGCAUAUAAUUUCUUUCGGUCUUAUUCAAGAGUAUGGUUAAUUAGCCACAUAUUGGAAAGCGUCUGUUUAUUGACGCCGUGUCACAUGUUCUCUUUCUUGUUACUAUGAUAAAUUAGCGCAAUAUUUGUUGUCUUGUGCGUUUAGUUGUAAGUUAACAGCAUUUUCAUUCUUGUGCCGCGACGAAAAACUUGCCUAGUACCAUGUAGUGCCCCGAAGAAGACUUGGAAAAAAGGAAGCUCGCAACCUUCUAGCCAUCUCUGAGUGCUAGAAACGUGCCGAAGACAACGGGUGCCAGCGGCGUGUGUUCGCAGCCUUAUCUAGAUAUGGUCCACAUAGAACGUCUUGACCCUUUCAUCGGUCAGGACCAGGCUUCUUCUAGUCGUUACAGAAUAUCAUGUGACAAAACACUAGAUCAGUUGGUAUAGGGCGAUAUAAACAAUAUUUUCGAGAAAGUUAUUAAGCAGGCGUUCAAAGUUAUUGGGGUUAUAAACUCCGAAACCGAGGAAAGGAUAAGACGCUAACAUAAUUUUAUGCUGCAUAACGUUCCAAAUCACGUCUGCUAUUGAGAGUGUGCAAUUGUUUUUGCAAAGUCGCGGCUUGGACUUUAGUGUCACGCAAGCUAAACGACUACGUUCGUUCAGCCAUAAUGCACCGAUACUAUUUACUCUCUUCUCCUUGGUAGAAGUUGACCUCGUCUCGUUCAAAACGGGGAGCACUAGAGAAUUCUGCCAUAAAUGGUGUUGCUCAGUUUCUCCGUAUGUCCCGCAAAUUCACAGAAGACUGAACAAUUUAAAAAUGUCAAAAACCAACAUCAACAUAAUGGCCCAUGCUGGCACGUAGAAUAAGUCCUCUUCGACAUCAUCUUCUGUCUCACCACGUCAUGACAUAGUCUAUUCCUUAGGCAAGUCGACCAUUCGUGAUGUUGAGAUCUUUAAACGCAACAAUACGCCUUCUGUACAAAUACCUUUACCGACUCCACCGGCAACCCCUAGUAGACCGAAGCAAGUGCCUAACUCAAAGACUGGUCCGAGUACAAUUUCAGCCACUCAUGCACUAGGUGUAUUCAGUUUCUCUAAGAAAUCUUCCCUCCACGGUCGCCUGCCACUCCCUCAAGCUCCACGCACCUAAAUAUAUUGUGUUUCCAAUUACUCUCAGACCUCAUAUCGAAAAGGUUAAGCCGAAUAUGUUGACAUUCCCGUUUUUGAAUAGAAUUUCCGCUCUAAUCGACGCAAUGUGUCCCCCACCCCUCAAUCAUGUCCCCUCCACCGCCCUUUUAUCAAUGUGGUCCAAUUGCAAAUAACCAUGCUGGGUCACUUAACUCACCUGAUCCUCAGUUUUACGUCACGAGAACUUGAUAGUGAAUUUCCAGUAGAAAAUCAGCCAGUCAACGAUAGUUAUCAGCUUCCCUACCCGUCGUUUGCUCUCCCAAAUUCUACUCCUGUUCAUCCACAUUAGUGUCUUUUAGUGACGCAAAUUUUUUUACAGAGGUAGACAGGUGAGUUCUAACCAUAUGCCCCGUGGGCGACAAACCUCCGGGCGACGUAGCUUACCUCCCUCAUAAAAACAGUCUUUCUCUUCAAACCUUUCGUUCUAAAUGCCAGAUCCUUGUUAAGUAAGGCGUCUUUGCUUCCGAUUCUGGUAAUCGUUCAUUGCACAGAUAUUGUUUUAGCAACUGAAACAUAGGCACCAGCUUCCGUUUCUAGCUCCGAACUAUCUCUCCUAGACUAUACUUGCAUUCGAAAUGAUCGUCAAUACAGUCGUGGUGGGAGAAAUUGCAUCUACGUUGAGCAAGCACCUGCAUUUCUGUUGCUGGAUUUUCCUCAUUUUUCCACGGUAGAAGGCCGCUACUGGCACCAAGUUGCUUCAGAAAAUAAAUGCACUUUACUCGCUGACUGUUUCUAUCGCUUUCCCAACGCCAAUGAAGUUUCUUUUAUUAUAAUAAUUAUUUUUUAUUCAAGACCCACAGGUGUCCUAUCAUAGCAAAUCAGAAUAACGUUUACAUUAAUUUUAAAAUUUUUGACGAGGUAUACAGUAUUUACACAAUACUUAAUUCAUAGUUAUUGAAAAAGUAGUAUGUUACGAUGAGUGUUGAGCGAACAGUGAAAAAAACUUCUAACAUAAAAUGAGUAUGAUUGGAUAAGGUCGUUGUAUUUUCACAGGCAUUUCGUGUUGCAGAUGGCUUUAAUCUUCUUGAAGUCCACUGACCUUAGCUUUCCAACACCAAAAAUUUCGAAGACUUUCUCGAGGCUGUAGAUGUUGGGAUGUGGAGUCAGGCUGUCGAUUUUUCCAACCGAGGACCAAGCAUACUUGAUUUAAAUUUCUGCAGAGAUUACAUGCCCUUGUCAGUGUCAACCCUAAGCCAACUCGGGAGCUCAGUCCACAGCGUAAUUAUUUCUACGUUAGAAUUUGACGCUGACAAGAUUUUGUCCCCAAAAUAUAGCUUCUUCGAUUUCCGAUCAGCCCGCCUGGCUAAAUCAACAUCAUGCUUUUAUUCGUGUGGCUGGUCUGACUUCUUCCUAAGUUUGGAUGCAAAUAUUUACACUGCCAAACUGUACGAAGUUCCGGAGCGGCUUAUUUCUCGUUUUUUCCUCGUAAGAAAAUAAUUAAUGUCGGGUAUGAGGUUUCCCUCCCCCUACCUUUUCGUCGUCGGUUGCACAGGCUUAUUCAUCAGUUCCAUCUCCAGAAUGACAUUUCCGUUCUGCUCUCGGGCUGUAAUAUUUUUGAGCGAGCUAAGAGACCGUGUGAAGAAAAGCAGGUAGCCGAAGUGGUCCAAUUCACCGAAAACCUUUCGUCAAACGUCGCGAAACGUUUUCUUGAAAACUAAAAGCUCAUGUAAAAACGAGGCAUCCCAUCCUCCGAGAGGCUCUUGGAUAAUCUAUAACAGGCGCCCAGUUGACCGCUGAUCAUUUCAAUGAUUUCUUGUCCGAAACUUUAAAAGCUCAACGAAUCCGUUUCUGACCGUACGGGCUUGGACUCGGGGCCGUUCUCGAAAUUACUACCUUCUCCCUGUGGGACGUGACUGUAGCUAUUCGGCGUUUUCGUCAAUCUCAUGGUCGGGGAAAUGAUGUUGUCCUGAUUGGCAUUUCAAAGGCGGAUGAAAAUAAAACUUUCCCGUCUCUCCCAUGCAAGAUAUUUAAUCUCGCUCUGUAAAUUGAAACCUAUUCGACUUUGUGGAAGGAAGCGCACAUUUUUCCUACCCCAGGGUACGGUCACUCCACGUAAUUUGAUGACUUUCGGCCAAUAAACACCCUCCUCACAGUUUCGAAGAUCUUAGACACGUUAAUCAAAGGUAAGAUUAUAUGUCACUUAACAGGGAAUAACCUACUUAAUGUUACUCAGCAUAGAUUCCUCAAAGUUCUCUGUCAACUUUCUUUCUUUGACCAUGUUCUCCAAUCUAGGGACAAUGGUUUUGCACUUUACUCAGUGUAUUUCGGUUUCACGAAGGCUUUUGAUCGUGUGGAGCAUGCUCUUCUUCUCUUGAAAAUGUCCUCUUUCGGCACAGGUGACAAACUUCGGAAUUUCAUAUUCUCUUACCUGGGCGCUCGUACACGGGUUAAGAUUUCUAAUGCUAUCUCCAACCCCACAUGUACGAGGAGUGGAGUCAUUCAGGGUAAUGUAUUCGACCCGCUUUUAUUUUAUCUUUUUGUUAACGAUGCACCAAAAUUAUUUCAGAAUUAUAAGCCCUUCAUGUACGGCAAUGAUCUGAAAGUUGCAUACAAAGAUAAGCCGUCAGAUAGUGACAUCGUGAUUGAGCUCCUAAAGAGUGACCAUUCAGGCCUUCGCCCAGUAGUGCUGUUCAUGGCGCCUUUACAUUCUUGGCAUAAAUGCUCAGUCAUGGUGGUUGGCGAUGACCACCAACGUCGACUAAAUAUUGACGGUCACGGCACAAGGGUGCCUGGGGUAAUAAAGGAUCUGGGUGUAUCAUACUCCAAGAACCCCAACUUUUCGGCGCACUGCGCCCAGAUAAUUCCCAAAGCAUGUAGAACGACCGGGUUUAUCCUCCGAAAUUUUAAAACCAGCUAUAUUAGAAUGCGCUUUUAUACCAUUCACGUUUGACCUGCCCUGGAAUACUGUUAGUUUUUAUUUAGCCCCUUGCGUGCUGCUGAGCGCAAGGAAAAAGAAUCCGUCCAACAUUCUUUUGGUAAACGAGUUUUAGCCUUGGAGCGCCGAAAUUGCCUUACCAAGAACUUUACGGGCUUAGAGACCGUGAUCAUUUGUGGUUUUCUCGAUUACAGAGGAACUCUAUUUUUGCUACUUAAGCUUUUAAUCACUCGCACUUUCAACUCACUAGCUGCUUCAAAACAUCUUUACAACCCGCGACGCCACAGUUACUUCGAGGUCUUCUUUCUCUGGCAAGUACCGAUAAAUAUCGUCUUUCCUUUUUUGGGAACACAAUCACAAUUUGGAAGAAAUCACUCAGGAAUGUGGGAAUUCUGAAGAAUAAUUCAUUGUUUAAGAGAAAUAUUACUUGUAUUUUCCUUUAAGAAAAACUCCCACAGUUUUUUGGGUGCUAAAUCCAACGAAAUAAUCUGCCGUACUGAUUAAAUUCGUGCCCCAAGACCCCUGGCCGGUCUCACUACAUGAGAAAUUGUGCUGAUUCUACAUCCCGCAUCACCAGGGACAAUUCCUUCAGCCGACAGCGAGCAACUGCUCUUCAGUGCUUCUGUUUGGUGCAAUCCAAGUUUCAUGAAAAGGAAUGGAAACUGAAAAUAUCUGAUGCAGUUUUGCCUAUCCAUUUCUGAACUACAGUCAUUCUAAGGGCAAUAGUUUUUUCUCCUGAACCAUCCAAACUUCACAGAGACAAUACUCUAUGUAUCUACUCCUCAGGAGUCUUUGAACUGUUAGCCCUGUCGGUGCCUCAUCCUCCUUGACGGUGCGUCUAAACUGACAUAAAAUGCAAUUAUUAUUAUUAUUUGAUGAAAGCCAGAGCGCCGAAUGGGGUCGUUAGUGCUGUAGCGGGAUCUAUUCUGGGGCAACAGGAUUUUGGUAAAAGGCUUUGCCUUGAUCAACAUUUAAAAUGGUUGCUUAAGUGGUCAGGAUAGAGGUAAAAUCACAGAGAUGGGAAUCGGGUAGCUGUCAGGUACACUGUAGUUUUAGAUUUUCCCCUGCAAAGGUCGACUGUGUGGAACGGUAUUAUUCUGCGCCUCAGCGACUUGGAUUACAUUUCGCAGUUACUGUUUUUCGCAUUGGCAUCGGUAUCGCACGCAUAGAAUUUAUUUUUCGUUUUCCGAAGAAACUUUCACCGUGUCAACUUUCCACCGAAACGUGGAUCCAGUACUAUUUUAAUCUGCACAUUUCAACUUGCCGCACAGCCAAAUCGCGACAAACCCCACGUGGACCCCGGAGCCAACUUGCUGGCAAGCCACAGCCUAUAAAGACGAAAGGGCAAAAUUCAUAAGGGCCGGGAAUUAGCAAAUGCCGAAGAAACCUUCAAACGGCUGGGGCGUCCCUGUAUGCAAUUCACACGGUUUAUCGAUUUUUACGUGACGUUGAGCUAACAAGAACACUGUUCUCUCAUCGAGCUUUGAAAGUCUACUGGUUCCAUCAUAUAAACCAAAGUAUCCGUUAUAUUCUAAGGACGAAAUUACCGCAAAAUAUGAUGGAUAAGAGAAUGGACAUUGCGUUGAAUGCUCACAUGCUUUUCUAAACUUCAAAAAUUUAAAAUGCAAGCUUGUAGAUUUAAACGGGCUCGUGCAACUGCACAAAGAUUUCCAAAGGAUCAAUAGUAAUACAAUCAGAAAUGUAGGCCUUAAGAUGCAAAAGCUUGGAGUAAUAUCAUCUCAGAGGCAUCGCGAGGUACGAAUAAUCAGUCAGUCAGUCAGUUUAUUUGAGGGAAGUAGGCUUACGCAUUUGAACUCACUAUUUUUACCUAAAAAAUCGAUAAAAUAAGCAAAAUGUGAAGGAAUUACAAUAGUAAAUGAAUGCAGACAUUGGUUCACAUAGGUCACUAGUCUGUUUGAUAAGAUAAGAUAAUUUGAUUCAAAGUCACGUAGUCAACUUGUUGCUGAAGCAUGUCUGUCAAGCCGACAUUAAAAUGUCUCCACAGAUUCAGACAUAACGAUCGUCUCGGGCAGGUUAUUACACAGUUCCAAGACACGCUGGAGAAGAAAAAAUUUCUCACAUUAAAUAUGCUCUGGGGCACAUGCAGCUUUAAGUGAUGUCCCCGGAGGUUAGUUGUAGUGGCGAGUUGGAAAAAGCCGUCGCACCGAAGGGCGCAGUCCAUGUCACGCAGUAUACCGAAAGUUUGUAUCAAGUCUCCGCGCAAAUGCCUAUAAUUCAGAGGAUAGAGAUUAAGGUUAGUUAAACGGAUCUCAUAUGGCAGGGCACCUUGUCUUCUUAUUAAUUUUGUUGCUAGCCUCUGCAAUCAUUCGGGCAGAUUGUAAUGCUGCUGCAUCUACGUUCCCCAGGCCUAAAUUGUAAAUUCGAGAUGUUGCCUUACAGACUUUCUGAAGACUUUGGAGAAGCAGUCUUUAUCGAAAACUGCGAAGGCCCCCGUGAUGGCGUAUAACACUGAAGUUGCGGCCUUAGCCGCCUUACAGUAUUGUGUAGAAGGCUUUAGGCUGUCUGCAACCCUGACUCCGAGAUCCUUCUGCGUUUCUGCUUCUCGGAGUGGCAUUCCGUUCGGAUGGUAUUUCCGCGUAUUAGGGGUCUGAUUUCCGAGGCGCAGUAUGACACAUUUUUUCAACUAAGUGCACAUGCGACCAUUAGUAGUGACAAAUACACCGUAAUGAGGCUUCUGAUAAAGGCGGAUCGGAUUUCCAUACUAAACGACCGAAGUACGGACACAAAAAUAUAACCUGUGGUAGUUUAUGAUUUCGACGAAUCUGGCACGCCUACACUCUUAAGUGUAAAGGCCGAGAGUUUUGUUUUGCCGGGAGGUGACAUAACUAGGUCAUCCGGCUUACCGUUGCCCUCAGGUUCUCUCAGUUAUCCUUAGUAUUCUAUAGAGCACUUAGCUUAAUUCGGCGACAAUAGCUCGUGGCUAGGGGGGAUCGGAGUAGCCUAAAUCAGGAAUUUGAAGUCAAAAACAACAACGGGUCUUUCGGAGCCCUUAGUCAACAACGUGGCUGGAAGGAAUUAAAAGAAUCAUCCUGACCGCCGGAAUUGCGCAUAUGUUAAAGUUGUAACAGAAUCCACUGCUUUUGCCCCGGAACAAUGGGUCACCGCCGACGUCAAUACCUAACGGAAUCUACUUAACAACCCGACGAAAGUGACUAUUCUCACAGUCUUUGGGAUUGUGAAAAAGGUUAACGGACAUUUGGAAACUGUGAGACCACAGCCCGCUAAAAUUGCUUUGGGAGACAAAGAAGACGAUAUCUAGCUUCUGUCGAGGCAAUUCAACCUCCUAUUCUCUCAUAAGGAGGCUUUUCAGCUGAACCUCCCUUCAGCAGAACUGCUGAAACGCUUUAACUUAGUAUCUGAGCUGAAAAGGAGACUUGAAAAUGAAGAGACCAACCUGCAACUUUUCAGGGACGAGUAAUACGAAAUAAAAACUGCUGUGGUGAUACAAGAUAUUGAUAAUAAUAGCAGUCGCAACGCCUUAGUGUAAAGCGCUAAACUAGUCGAACUUAGCGCUACCAAGUUUUAUAAACUACAUCUCAGGAAUGAAAAUGCCCAGAACCUGUCUUCCAAAAGGGUGGAUUUGAGCAUACAGGCAACCGAUAAGUCUCCAGAUGCUAUGGCAAUAAAAGAAACGCCGCCAUCACAGAAGGUCAGCGAUUACGAAGUAAUGUUGCAGGGGUACCAAUUAUUUGGGAGAGGAAGAAUGCACCGCCAGGUUGGAAAAUUUGUUAUGUAUUCAAACAACAGCUUAGCCGCGUAUGAGAGAACGAGGAAGCUUUCUGACCAUACGGCAACUAUUUAAUAAACAAUAAGCACGCAGAACACAGUCAUUUGAAAUAGUGACUAUCUACUGACCACCGAGGGCAGAUUUCGGUGCAAAUACUUGCCUGUUGGAGGAAAUGAUGGGGCUUGCUAGGCAACCUGAUGUUGUUUACACGGCUGAUUUCAGUGCACCCUACAUUCGAUGGAGAGCUGUAAAAGUGAAGUGCUCGAAGUGACCAUCCAAUCAGCAUCUCCUGUGAGCAACACCUAAAGCCCUUCUCCCACGGCUUGUUCUAGUUCCAAGAGGAAUGCGUGGAGGGCAACAAGCUAGUUGCAUGGAUCAAGUCAGAACGAUAGAUCCUAGCCGUCUUGACGAGGUAUACUACCGAACCCUGCUCGGCCGAAGUGGUCAUGCAGAACCUCUAUAGGAAUAUGGCCUAUAUUCUGUACCAUGUACAAUGAACAAAGUGAGGUCAAAUAUAUUCCGAGGAUACUUUUGUCGAAUGAGAGCUGACGCUUCGCGAGUGUACUAAGACGUUCAACUCUCCGGAAACGUCAAAGAGCUUUGGGAGUUAUGCAAGGGACGUUCGUCGCAUCCACUGAGGGCCACUGCCCCUUAUUUGACCGAGAAAAACGAACCGGUGUAAAUGGCUAACAGGAUAUCAAACAAUGAAAUCAAUAAGAAAAAUGGUCGUGGAAGACGGUUUUCGGGGACAACGAAAAUGUAGCCUCUGAGAACUACAAUGUCCCGAAGAACGGGGUCGCAGACUUGAUUCGGAAAAAAGCAACAGGAAGUCGAGAGUACUUUGUUCCACCGAACUGCUAAAAGUCCUUAUAUGUUCCAUAGCUGCCUGCGAAGGAAGACACGUAACAGGAGCCCAAUCAGUCAUAUGGAGAAUAAUGAGAGUUUGGAGAUGUCUGACAGUUUAAGCAAGCCGAGAAUUUCUCAUAGUUCUUCCAGUCCCUUUUCAUAUGAAAAGUGAAUUUCAUUUCAUCUAGCUAUGAGAGCAUGCGGCGUCAAAUACUGAAGAUAUUCUGUUUCGAGAUGAAGGGGUCUUAAAAUACAAAGGAAUUGAGGGAAUGCAAAUCUUCUGCCCGGACAAGAUUCAAGCAACUUCGCUAUGUAGACUUACUCGAGAACUGUGAACUGAUGUUUUUGUACGGCCGGAUAAACAGAUCGCAUUACACCUACUCUCAAAAGUAAUAUUCAUGCACCUACGACCAACCACAGGCUUGUCAGGCUGUAAGCAGUCUGGUGAAAAGUCAGUGUGAAGACCCUCAAAAAGGGAUUAAUGGAUGAUUUGGUGACCAACAACCUCCUGUGUAAUGCACACUACAGCUUUCGUAACGGAAAAAUACUGUAACGAAAUUACUUAACGCGAUGUUAAGUUGAUAAGAACACUCGAAGGAAACAUACUGCGGAUGCCACAUACUCUGAUUUUAUGCAGGCUGUCGGUGGUGUUCCGCACAACGGUGUCCUGUGCAAGUCGAGAGUAAUGGGUAUCGGAAGUAAACUUCUCUAACAUACCGGAAUUCCUCGUCGCUCCUUCUCAAGUUGUUGGUGCAUAGUAAAAAAAAUCAGGUGGUACUGUCAAUGGCAAUGGGUCUAUUGGGGACCGACACCCUAUCCUUUAUGUAUUAGUGAUUGUGAUAUGGUAAGACGAUUAGUGAUUGUGUACAUAAAGUGGACACUGUCAUGUUUGCGGAUGAUGCCAACAUCAGGAAAACCAUUCACAGUGCCGGCGACGAAGCUGAUUCUCAUGAAAAUCUUUGUCGAUUUGGACAGUGGUUCCGUAAUGGUCUCCUGUCAUCCAUCUGGAACAAAUGUCCGAUGCCGCCUCUUGGAAGUCAGAGUCAAAUACCUAAUAGGCGCACCCACAAUCUAGAUGGGAUACAACUCGGAGAAAAUGAAACUCAGAAAGCUUUCAGCAUUUUGAUGACGAACAACUAAACUUUCCACACACUGUUGCAACGUGGCUAGGGCCGCAACCUCAACGCUGUACGCUAUCAAGCGGGCAUUCUCAGGCUUGAAUGUAGACAGUUUCUACUGAAACCUGUAGUUUUCCUACAUUAUUGCUGAUUAUUUCGAUUUGUAUGUGAAGGAUGGAAAGGUCAAGGACGCAGGCCUGUUUCUCCCACCACACUAAACUAAACUAAAAAAUAGGCCUGGUAAUGGCGUCAGUCAGUGAGUUACUUUAUGCAAACCAUUUCCAAUUGGACAACCCAUUAACUAUUGGAGAACGUCACUAUGCCUACGUCAUCAUAUGACCGAAUCCGGUAUCGGCGAUGCCAGGAUUGUCAGCAGCUAAUUGAUAAAGUCGAUUAAAAUCGAUUGCUGAGUGGCUGGGAUGGCAUGUAUGACAGAAUGUGUAAUGAGGUGUUGAAACUGCGAAGGUGGAAAUUCCGAAAAAAAGCUGUGGUAAGAAGAGGACAAUGGAAUUACUUAAAUACCCGGGCCAGGCGGCAAGAUGGAAAUAGCUUCACAUGUGUAAUGCAAGAAAGUCAUUGGAUCAAUGAUCUUGGGAAAUUAUUGUCGAUUGAAAGACGCCAAAUUACAUGAGGUCGUUGCGCGAAUGGCGGUGUAAACGUUAGUCAUGGUAAAUAUACAACGAAAAACAUCCUUAACCAAACUCUACAGUUUAGAAAAGUGGAGCAAAAGUUUUGAUGUACGUACUAUUAACCGCUUAGAGAGCAAAUUAAGGAGUGUGUGACUCACCUUCAGCUGGAGAUGAAGGAAUUAAAUUAACGUCGGGGACAUUGUGCAGAAGUAGGUAAGGGCAUGUACUCCGAUCGGAAAUGUAGUAAAGGCAAUUUAGGCACAUCAGUUCUGUCGAGUACGUCGCAUGCUGUAGGUGACUUUAGAAUACCUAAUAUUUUACGCCUCCUAAUUUUCAGUAGUUCAUUCUCUAGGCCUAUUUUUAGAUGCUGUGUCUCAGUUUGCUUCAUAUCACUUGUAUAUGCUACCAAACGCCACCGAAAACUCAAUAAAAAGCCAUUUCUUAUGUCAACUUGAUCUGUCGCGCAUCGCCCUCCUUUUGAGGACGAUUGCUAUAGUAUCGAGAAAUCUGAAUAAUUCGGAGCACAUUAUGGCAGCAAAUUGAUUUUGAAAAAACAUGAAAUAAAGUAGAGGUUGAUCUCUAGAAACAAAGACGAAGAAAUUUGUAAGGGAAAAGCCCUUCAAUAUUCAGAAGUUGCAAGUAAGACGCAUAGAUUAUACGGCGAUUCUUCGACUUUCGAAUCUGCCAAAUUUAGUGAAAAUUCGACUAAACAGACCAAGGUAUAAGAGAACUGAAAAUUGAACAGGACGUUGAUUGGAAAGAAAAUACAUUGAACAAACGUUGGAACAUUUUGGCACUCAGUCCGAGUUUUAUGGAAACAUUGAGACAUUUGCUUACUUUUGCGUCCACACACCCUGUUAGUUCAGCCUGCUUUUACUGAACCACAACCUUCAACCUUGACAAUUGCUAAUGUCCUUGCGAAAUUUACUACUAUACUAGCAACAGGUUGUUGACAUUAGUGAUCGACGGAAUCUCAGCGGUUUCUGUUAUUCUACGUUUACGUUAGCAUUCCGAGGUCUGUUGGCCGUUAACAUAAAAACCAGUAAUACUUUGAGUUUCUUUGAAACCGAAAUAUUUUUAUUUUGGAGUUUGGAGUUUGAAGGCUGACGUUCUCAAAACUAAUUUAUUUGAAAAUAUCAUCAUCGAGAUUUGUGUUUUAACAUUCACUUAUUUUAAUCAUUAGUUGCAUUUUACCAAAUUACGUGUGCUCUGCUGUGAAAACACGUAGAAGACUGAAAUCAAAUGAAGUACUUGCUUUCUGUUCAGCGGUAUAAAAUCUCAAGAAAAUCAGAAUACAAGACCCUUCCUUACGAAGGUCAGGUGGUUGCAUCCAGUGUCAUGGCUUGAAUGCCUUUAAUCCGUGGGAAAACUACACUAUUUGCGACGUUCUCUGUGCCCCUUAAUGCAGUUUACUUCUUGUCCAAUCAUAUUUUAAGUCACUUCAUCGCUUUUCGCAUGCUAACAUUAAAAGUAGCGAAGUGCCUCAGUGCUCCUGUUGCCCUACUAGUGUCUGUUAACGUAAUCGGGAAACGACCUAGGAUUCAGCGCAGUCAGUCAAUGUUAAUUCAUACCGUGCGAUAUGUUAAGAAAAACGUUAAAUUAUUUUCUGCAUUCUCGCCAAAUUUCCCUGUCCUCAGAAAGCGAUGACCCAUCAAACAUUAACAUAUCUACUUUUCUCGUUUAUUUGUUCUACUGUUCUGCCCUAAUGAGCAAUCUUUAAGGUAUAGUGGCUGAGUUUCUAUGCUGUAAUAAACUGUUACCGUGUGUUCUCCCAACAGACAAUCGACCAGUCGAUGAUGCACAUUUAUGUCAACUUAAAUGCUCAUAAGGCGGAGCAACCUUUAUGCUAUAUCAUGCAAUCUCAUCUCUCAUUACCACCACCUACAACAUGCAUGACCACGUCACGCGCACUUUUGGUGUGACUAGUUUACAGAAAGUUGAGGCAGUUAGACGCACUCCUGUAAUGAACCAUGCUUCUCGAUUAUCUUAUGUAUGCAUAUUUCAAGAAGCCAUACAAUCUCUCUCCUAAGCGAAGAUACACGGAACUCACUGUACCACUGUCGUUUAAAGCUCUAUGUUAAUGCGGCUAGUAAAAUUGUAGUUGCUUUCUUGACAAAAGUUAUCGAGAUACAGAUCAAAGUCCAAAGCUGCACGUCAUUCCGCGUUUAUUCAUAAUUGUGUAUGUGUUUCAAAGUUCGACAUAGGCCUUGCAUGUUUAAUUAAAGUGUUGGACUUCUGGUCCGAGGAGUUUUUAACCUGAUUGGACAAGAUGUCUGUUCUUCUUUUAAAUUCGUAUUAAUUAUUUUGAAUUUUUAGACAGUGAUUGACAUGCUGUCCCAACUAUUUGAAAGACUGAUUUAAAGCCGACUGACUGGGCUUUUUAAAUUUUGGAUAAGUACUUGUCAAACCUUCAGAGGUCGGCCAAUUGGCAAGACGAUAUGCAGUAUGCACUACUCGAAUCCUGUUUUGAACAAUAAAGAAGGCAUUCACAGGGCAUUUUGCAGAACAAUAAGAUAGAUGAACGCGUUGGAAAACUUACCUAUUACUGAAGUGGGCACACAUAGCAAGUUUACCCGCCAAUUGGAUUAUUGGUAAACCCAACGUAGCCGGAGGCGCUCCAACUUAGUUAGGCUUGUAGGCACCCGAAUCGUACUUGUCGAACUUUUGUUGCUUGCUGUCUCUUAGUUGCUGGAUUUUUCUGUUUGAGUUCUUUUAACAAAGCAAUUUGCUCCGAUGCUUUUUUCGCUUUGUGAGGGUUACAGUUAUUAGCAGAUCCAUCGGUCUUUCCAUACUGUCCUAAAAUCCAUUACACGAUGCCUGCACAUAAAUCCACAGGCCCUUCCUAGAAUUUCGCUUUUCUCCCUUAACUUGACGCAGUCGAAUUUACGAGUGAUUUGGCUUUGAGAAGUAAUUAAUCAUGGUUGUUCCGCACAAAUGCCAAUAUGACGAAUUUGACAGGGCACUUUCGGCUUCAAGAAUUCGUAUAGGUGCAAAAUAUUGGAUAAAACCUGUGAAAUGUGUAGCGUGACUCGGACCAGUAUGUGCUGUUCAGCUCACUUGUCUUUCCAGUCUUGUUCUCUUGUAUGUUCAUCAUCAUCUUACUAGUGCACAUACUUGUUGGCUCUCAGUAGCUUUGGUGUCUGUUCUGCGACUUAACCUAUUCGGUUACUUUGACGUCAAUAGAAUUGCUAUCCACCGACAAGGCAUGGUUUAUAUUCAGCAUGCGUUUGCUUCUGACUCAACAAUAAAGACUAAUUGCACAUUUUUGUCGACUGUCUACUACACAGGGUCCUGUUUACUCAAACUAAUUCUGAAAUAAAAGACGAAGCAGCCGACUCGGUCAAAUGCAUGCCUGUCUUAAUUGCCGAGACCGUCCUAAAACCUGUAUUGUCAGCUGACUAGAGAGCAUUCGUGGGGGUGGUUAACAAUGACUGUCAGUAGCGACCGGCAAUUUUUUAUCGCAGAUCUUAACUUCUUUCUUUUUUUGAGUUCCAAUACCUCUGGCUGUCUUUGGCUCAUAAUGUGCUCUCUCGUAUGGGUUAUCGAAUCAGCCUGUUAUGCAUUAUUAUUGCAUGUAUUUUAAGCAGUAUGAUAAUUUGCGCCACUUUUUGGGUUAAGCUUGUGGACCUUUAUGAUAGUGAAGUUCUUCUUGGAUUAAUUAAAAUCGAAAUUUAUGGUAGAAAUGUAUUGUUUAUAGUUGUUGUUUUUUAACAAUAUACAUUCCACCCGGGAUUUAAUUCAUUCGUACCUCCUGUGACAAAUAAUUUGGACAACUGUUAACACUAGUGCAUGUGCGGACUACAGAUUUUUGGUUAAAUUCUAAUUAAAUUGAGAACAAUUUUUCAGUCGGCAUUUUUAGACUCAAAACUAGAGUGAACAUAGUUAGUUCACCUAAGGGCAACACUACUUUUAUUGCUUUCUGCCCGAUAAAGUUUGAAGUAAGGCCUAAAAUUCAAGGUACGCCACGGUUAAACGUAUUUUUUAGCUGUUAUAUUGGUUGGUUGUUUGUCAUGCAUGCGGAUGAACAGUGCCCACGAAAGGUUUUUCUUCAUCAGUAGACUUAGAAAUGAGCAAAUAAAUGCAAUAACUUUAAGCAUAAAUUGUGACGCAUUGUGCAUGAGACUAAACUCAUAAUCGAAGCAGUGUAAAUAACGCCUACUUACCGUGCUACGGCGACCGUAACUGAAGUCAACAAUGAGUUACGCUUGAAAUGCACAGUAGGGACCAGCUUGAAACACUUUGACCACGCUGCACAGUGUCCGCGCAUCCCACAACAAAUGCCACAUAUGGGAGGUGUGUUGGCAAGCCCGAAUGCUGAUUUCACCCCGCGCACUCACUUGUGUCCAAUGUCAGGUCAGAUAGCCAACCGUUGCACAAGCGAGCGAAAAGUAAGGUCGACUCUGGGCUCCAGCUCUACAGCAGUUCAUCUUCAUACUCCUCACUGUAAACAACUUGGGACGCUAGAAGUUGUUGCUUAGAAGACCGUCAACUGACCAGUUAUCUCGGUUCUUUCAGGACGCAGCGUCAGGCUGCAAUGGCUCCUUUUAAAUGUGACUUCCACGAAUGCCCCACCGAGGUGGGAUCCGAGCCGUCCCUCUUUAUGGAAAUCUGCCGCACGGUGGGGAAUCGGGUUGUGUGUCGCACGGGUAGGCGAGCCGCCUGGCUUUGACAACUAAUGUGCCUGAGCACGCCUCCGGUCACCCUGACUUUGUCUUACCAAGGUGGGUGGGGAUGAGGGAGUGAGUCAGUUGCCGCGCAAGUCCUCUGUUGCUGUAAACUGAUUUACGCAUGUCACUGUACUGCGUUCAAUACGAUGUGGGGGACACGGUGAAGAUCAUCGUAUGGGACGAUCGAACUGUCGUAGGACAAGCAAGUUAUAAAUUUUUAAGGUAACACUACUCCUGAUGGCUUGGCAAGUUAACUUAUAGGUUCAGAUAAUUUGAUUUUAUCGAUGACAUUAGACAUUUAAGCAACUUCCUGGAGCUCACGCUCGAUAUCUUUAAUAGACGCGGUUUAAACGCCUCGCAUUCGGUUUCUUCUGGCCUGUAGUCGGCUUGCGCGGCUGCUUUCGGACAAAUGCCUCCACGAAUGAUGCCAUGGUGUCUAGCUCGAUGUCAAUCUCCUUGUACUUUUAACCAUCUUCAUAUUUUGCGUUCGACGCACAGGAGGCAACAUGUCCGUUACUGAAAUUAGGUAGGAAUUCUUUAGCAAGUUCACAAACCCUUUCCAACCGGAUGACAGUGGAUAAUGGCUGAUUCUGGGAGGGCACUCAUGACCCCGCUUGCAAGAUUGGAGGUCCGCGGACCUCUCAAUAGUAAGGUCUUGCGGGAAUAUUUUAAAUUAUGAAACUCUUUGUAAUAAAAUGUGUAGUGGAUGGCAUUUUGCACUAAGAUCACAACUCUGGGAAAGAUAACUGGCAUAAAAAAUUUAGCUCGAGGACUUUGUAUAUUUCCUACCGAAAAAAACCCGUUUGUGCAUUAUGCGGACUUUUUUAAGAUCCCUUUUUCUGAUGUUCAGCUACACGAAAUGCCUGAUAAAAGUGGACGGCACGACUGACUGAAUCAUUCUCUUUAAAAUGAAUUAGCCAAAUGUUCCUGCUUAGCGAUUCAUUGUGCUACUUUUUAAAACGAUUACCAACUUCAACAAUGAGCCGACCAACUAAUAAUGUCUGCAAAUUCUAUUAAAGGAAACGUUUUUUGAGGAGGGUUCGAAGAAUAAUUGUUAUUGGCGAGUAUUCGUCAGGUUUAUACAUUUUCAGCGGCAGUUUCGGAUAUCUGAUCAGUUUCUUCGUUUCUCAGAUUGACCAUCAAGAUCUCAUCUAAUUUAUCUAUUUUGUGGCCGUCAUUAUAGACAUGGUGUUUUAUUAAGAGAAACCCUGAAGUUGGAAUUUGAUCUCAACCUGUUUCUGUGCUUUCAAGUGUGAAUAUUAGCAGAUAUUUUGGCGGUCACCUAGGCGACUUGAUAUAAUGCCCACGUGUGGGCCAUUUGUAUGAUUUCUGGACGGAAGAACUAUCGCGUGCUUCUAAUUUUGUUCAAAACAUGCCAGUUAUUUUGCAAACAGCAGUUAUUACGUACGUAAAUGAUGGGCUCCUACGUUUUUGGAAGCCCGUUACUGGAGAGGAUCUACAUACUGCAACCAAAAAUCGUGUGUAGAUUUAUUUUGGUCUCAGGGGCUUUUUAACCAAACUCCCAUAACCCUGGAUAUAUGAGUCAUCAUUGAAGGGUUCCAACUAUCACCGACAACAAGAAAGUUGAAAUCAGUCAGGAGAAAGUAUGGAUUUUGGGCAAUUCAGUGAAAUGCUUCUGCAUUAACGACGAGCAUGAUGGGUUAUUAGCAGUUGCUCGAAUUAACUAGGCUAUCCCCCCGUUUCCUGACGAUCUGUUCGCAGUUGCAGGAAUUCUUUGAAGGAUUUCUGACAACCUUACUAUCUUCUUUCUUGAUCGGCAGGUAAACCAGUGAAUAUUUGCCACAGACUUUCAACUGUCUGAAUUGUCCACGUGGUAGGACUUAAGUGCAUUGGCACAUGCUCUAUGGUCAGUGUAACGGCCCCUCCUUCUUGAUAUUGCAUAGAUGACCAUCAUGUUUUCCUUUUAUUUGACUGCUGAGACUGGAAAUUUUCAUACUGUUUAAAAUUAUAUAGAGCGGAAGUCCGUUUGUUGCAAACCCCAUCACCCCAUAUUUUCUCACACACGUUUUGCACCAAUACCAAAGCUGUGCACUUCUGUGAGCUGUUUAUACUUUCUGACCAUAUAAAGUAGAAGAUGAAUAACCUCCAAGAAAACCAGGCCUCCUGAUUGUUUCCAUUUCCUGAAAUACUUCUAACACUCUCUAAAGAUGUCCUAGCCAUUUUGCUAAUAAUUUGCUAAUGGCUAAAUUUCUCUUCAUGGGGGUUAGCCCCGUGAUUUCCUAGCCAUUGAGUAACCGCUAUACUCAAUCCAAAUGCAUCAGAUCGUAUCUGUCCCCGGGGGUGACGAAUGCUGGCAGGUCCAUUUUGACCCACAGCAUCACUUCAAAACCCUCAAACUUACCACACGCAGGAUCUGUUUAUCUGCGUUCUUGACAUCUCCCAGUAAAUGCAAUUAUUAGACAGCUUAGCCCGAGAAUAGUCUUUAGUUGGAAUGAAGUUGCUGCCUCGAGCCCUACUUCACAGGUCUCAGUUAUGAUAGCAGAAUCACUACACGUCAGGGUAAAGGCAGCCUAACACUUCACAAAAAAGUCAAUGCAAACUUGACGAUGAAGAUUCUACUGUCGAAUCGCUUCAUGUUCUACACUGAGACAAGAAUGAAAACUUUUCUGCUUAGCAUAAGAUUCCAAAAGGUUUCAUUUAGGUCUUCCUCUGAUUUCUCGACAAGUCACAAUAUCAUUUCUGCCACUGCCAAUGUACCUAAGGGGUCGGUUUUAAUAAAUAAAUCUCUUUAUCUUAUUUCCAUGAUCAGUUAUGUCUUGUGUCUUCAAAGUUCCAGCGAAUUGUCCCAUUAACUGUUUGUCAUCCUAAAAAUGCGGAAAUUUUCCCUCCUUCAGGAAGCCCGAAGUUAA